Messenger RNA from Ipomoea triloba (trilobed morning glory), 2005 nucleotides. RefSeq names its product protein FAF-like, chloroplastic. The transcript is spliced from 2 exons. The coding region runs from base 265 to 1713 and encodes 482 amino acids. The record is from RefSeq and is a predicted model, not a curated record. NCBI's taxonomy places the organism in Eukaryota, Viridiplantae, Streptophyta, Magnoliopsida, Solanales, Convolvulaceae.
ACCAUACCAUAAGCCUCCAACCAAAACAACAUUUGUUUAUCUACCCGUUACCUCAGCUCAAUCUUAAAUUCUUGUCUAUCAGUGACCUCGACUCAAUCUUAAAUUCUGAUACAUAACCGUUUCGAUCUCGAUCUCGAUCUCCUGCAAGUGGCACCAAGUGGUGAUCUCCCUUAUCUCUCUUGGAUGCUUUUCUUGGCUUGAGAUCAGAGGAACAAACAUACAAUACAAGCUAAUAUUAAUUUUUCCGACGUUGAAUUGAAGAAGAUGUCUGCUAUGAUCAAAAACUUCAACUUGGAGCAAGUGGCCGUGGCAGUGGCGGCGCCGCCGUCUCCGCCGCCGCUGCCGCCGGCGAAGAAGCCGAAACAAGGCAUAGGCUCGAUUCUGGGGUCAGAUUCCGAUCACAGAGCCAAGACAGCGGCUUCCAUAAGAAGAACUCUCUCGGCUGAUAUGUCAUCCAAGAAAUGGCUCUCGCAGAAUGGGUUCCCGGCGAUUAAAAAGAUUGCUUCCUCCGGCGAGUUCGCCGACGAUCACCCCCACACUUUUUCCGGCGAAGAGGAUGAGCUUAGCAGGCCGGGGCAAGAUGAGGUUUGGAGAGCAAUCCAAGCCGCACAGAAGCCUCGAAACGACGGCGUAAAGCCGUCGUUAAGGUCAUGCGAGUCUUGGAGCUCGAUUUUGACGACGAAAAACACUGAGGAUUGUUCUAAGCUUCCUCCCCCUUAUGUUCACCCUCUCGUGAAAGCAAGAACGGCUAGCUCUCUCAGCGAGAAAAGCCUCGAGAUUUGCACUGAAAGCCUCGGCUCUGAGACCGGCUCCGACGGCUUCUCCUCCCACUCCCCGCCCGAAUCCGGCGACGAAGAAGAAGAACAAGAAGAGGAGAAACAAGAUCAUAAUCUCCAAAUCCCCAAUAACUCCUCUCACUCUUUUGAAGCUCCUCAAGCCGUGAAACAGAGCUAUAGCAAGCGAUCGGCGCCGAGAUCUUUCCCUCCUCCCCUGCCUUCUCUGGCUAAAAACAAGGCUUCCCUUCAAGUCCUCUCGCGCCGCCAGAACGGUCGGCUCAUUCUUGAAGCCGUCUCCGUCCCCCCACGCGACUAUCUCCACGCGCAACGCCACGACGGUCGCCUUCUCCUCACCCUAGUCAACGGCUCUGCCUCAGAAGAAACAGGGGACAAAGAUGAAACCACACAAUUGUUUGACACUUUCGAAGAAACCGAUGAUACUGUUCUUAUUGAUGAUGAAGAUGACGAGCAAGAAUUGACAAAAAAUUCAAAUUUAUUGCCAAACAUCCCAACUCCACCAUUUAUGAAGCAAUUCAAGAAAAACACAUUGUGGGUUAACAACAAAGCAGUGGAUUUGAUCGAGGAGGAGGAGGAUCUCAUCAUUACUCCGCCGCCGCCGCCUGCGGCGGCGGCGGCGGGAGUUGCAGGGCUAAUCCCGGCGGCGGCGCUGCCACACGCCGCCGCGUUCGUCAACACCUACGACUACUUCUGGAGGAAGAAACCCACAGUCGCAAGCGUGAUAUUCGACACUGAACAAUGCAAAGGCGGCGCAAAAAACAACCUCAAAAACAACAACGACGACAACAACAACAACGUUGUUGAAAGUCCAAAAGUUGCGCUGUUGAGAGGAAGCAUGGCGAAUAAUAUGAUGAGAGGAUGCAAAGAAUCCAGGAGGUCAUUGCUGCCAUGGGAGCCUUACUGCAUUGCCACAACCUGAUCAUCAUCAUCAUCAUUUCUCCUUAUAUGCCAUUAAUUAAUAGCUUAUUUAACAUAUGUGUAUUUUAAUUUCCGCCAUAAUUAAGGUCAUUAGUUUUUUUCUCUCUUGGUCGACCAAGGGAGUUGUGUUUGCUUGUGUAGCCAAAAUAAACAUAAGCUAUACUAUGAUUCAGAUCAGAGCACCAUAAAAUUCUAUGGUCAUAUAUCUCAUAUGAUCCUCAAAUGACCAUUUUUUUACCUCAUAUUUGAAGUUAUUAUUAAUAGUCAAUGAGUUAUUUGACUUUUGCUCUUUA